AUCAAUACUGCAAUAGUUCCAUCACCAUUAACACAAAGCUUUCCAAGGCUACAAAUACAUUUGCUAGCCUUGAAACCUCUUCAACUCGAUCUCUCUUCAGCAGAAAAUGGGCAUAACAAAUCCGGGGGGUUUUCGGGCACUCAUAAUUUGGUCCAUUUUCUUAUAUUUUAGUCGGCUGUGUGUUGGUGCUAAGACCAGGCACUUCAAAUGGGAAGUGGAGUACUUGUUCUGGUCUCCGGAUUGCAUCGAGAAUGUGGUGAUGGGGAUCAAUGGUCAGUUUCCCGGCCCCACCAUCAGAGCAAAAGCCGGAGACACCAUUGUUGUUGAACUCACUAACAAGCUCUCCACUGAGGGUGUUGUCAUUCACUGGCAUGGAAUCCGACAGUUUGGAACUCCUUGGGCAGAUGGAACUGCAUCCAUUUCACAGUGUGCUACCAACCCUGGAGAAACCUUUCAUUACAGGUUCAAAGUUGAUAGGGCGGGAACAUACUUUUAUCACGGUCACCUUGGCAUGCAGAGGUCGGCAGGGUUGUAUGGGUCUCUCAUAGUGGAUGUGGCAGAAGGAGAGAAAGAGCCAUUCCAUUAUGACGGCGAAUUCGACCUUUUGUUGAGUGAUUGGUGGCACAAAAGUGUUCAUGAGCAAGAAGUUGGCCUCUCCUCUAACCCAUUUCGUUGGAUUGGUGAACCACAGAGCUUGCUGAUGAACGGCAGAGGGCAGUACAACUGUUCCCUGGCAGCGCAGUUUAGCAACUCCUCCGCCACCCAGUGCAAAUUGAGAGGAACCGAACAAUGCGCACCGAAGAUCCUCCACGUCCUUCCAAACAAGACCUACAGGAUCAGAAUUGCCAGUACCACUGCCUUAGCUUCCCUCAACUUGGCCAUUGGGAAUCACAAAAUGGUGGUGGUGGAAGCCGACGGGAAUUAUCUCCAGCCGUUCGCCGUCGAUGACUUGGACAUAUACUCCGGCGAGAGCUACUCGGUCCUCAUAACCACAAACCAAGACCCUUCAAAGAACUAUUGGCUUUCCAUUGGCGUAAGAGGAAGGAGUCCGGCGACACCUCCCGGCCUGACCAUCCUAAAUUACAAACCAACCUCCGCCUCAAAGCUCCCUCCAUCUCCACCGCCGGUUACACCACGAUGGAACGAUUACGCCCACAGCAAAACUUUCUCCAACAAAAUCCUUGCUCUCAUGGGGUCCCCCAAACCUCCGACAAAACACGACCGUCGGAUCUUCCUCCUCAACACCCAAAACAAGAUCAAUGGAUUUACCAAGUGGGCGAUAAACAACGUCUCCUUAACACUCCCAGCCACCCCUUAUUUGGGAUCCAUAAAAUUCGGCCUGAAAAACGCUUUCGACCAGAAGACCCCACCGGAGAAAUUCGCCGACAACUACGACGUCAUGAUACCGCCGAUAAAUCCGAACACGAGUUCCGGCAGCGGCGCCUACAUUAUCGGGCUGAACACGACGGUGGACGUGAUUCUCCAGAACGCGAAUGCGUUGAGCGACAACGUGAGCGAGAUCCACCCGUGGCAUUUGCAUGGCCAUGAUUUUUGGGUGCUCGGAUACGGCGAAGGGAAAUUCUCGGAAAAGGAUGAGAAGAAGCUGAACCUGAAGAAUCCGCCGCUGAGGAAUACGGCGGUUAUAUUCCCGUACGGAUGGACGGCUUUGAGGUUUGUGGCGGAUAAUCCGGGGGCGUGGGCAUUCCAUUGCCACAUUGAGCCCCAUUUGCAUAUGGGGAUGGGGGUGGUGUUUGCUGAAGGAAUUCAUCGUGUGGACAAGAUACCUCGGGAGGCGAUUGCAUGCGGUUUGACGGCUAAGAUGUUCCUGGGCAACAAAAACUGAGAAUGCACUUUAAUUUAUAUUAUAAUAUAUUAAUAUGUAACGCAGAGUAUGAAACGCAGAGUUUUAGUGUUUCAUAAGAAGUUUUCGCUAAAAGAAAUAAUAAAGUGUGGUUUAUGGUAA
Messenger RNA from Corylus avellana, 1963 nucleotides. RefSeq names its product L-ascorbate oxidase. NCBI's taxonomy places the organism in Eukaryota, Viridiplantae, Streptophyta, Magnoliopsida, Fagales, Betulaceae. The record is from RefSeq and is a predicted model, not a curated record. Gene Ontology annotation, molecular function: copper ion binding; oxidoreductase activity. Gene Ontology annotation, cellular component: plasmodesma; extracellular region.